Capronia coronata CBS 617.96 is the source of this 609-nucleotide messenger RNA. RefSeq lists its product as uncharacterized. Gene Ontology annotation, biological process: cellular response to oxidative stress. The record is from RefSeq and is a predicted model, not a curated record. NCBI's taxonomy places the organism in Eukaryota, Fungi, Ascomycota, Eurotiomycetes, Chaetothyriales, Herpotrichiellaceae. Bases 1 to 609 code for a protein of 202 amino acids. The transcript has 2 exons.
AUGUCCUCCAGCUUCCUCGACGCCGUCAAGGCCCGCCGCACCAUCUAUGCCUUGAAGCACGAGUCGCCGAUCCCGGACUCCAAGAUCCAGGAGAUCGUCAAGCAGACCAUCCUGCACGUGCCCAGCUCCUUCAACUCGCAGUCGACGCGCAUCGUGGUGCUGCUGGGCGACGACCACACCCACCUGUGGGAGGAGAUUGUCAAGCCCGCGGUCAAGGCCGUGGCCCCGGCCGAGGCCUGGCCGCAAUCCGAGCAACGACUGAACGGCUUCAAGAACGCCUACGGCACCGCCCUCUUCUACGAAGAACCCAAGGACAUCCUGAAGCUGCAGGAGGCUUUCCCUCUGUACUCGGAAAACUUCCCGCAAUGGAGUGAGCACACCAACGCCAUGCACCAGUUUGUCUUGUGGACUGCUCUGGAACAAGAAGGCUUCGGCGCCAACCUCCAGCACUACAGCCCCUUGAUCGACGACAAGAUUGCCGCCAAAUGGGGAGUCCCCGGCGCCUGGAGCCUCAAGGCCCAACUGGUGUUCGGCACUCCGGCCGGCGAGGCGGGCGACAAGGCCUUCAAGCCCGUCGAGGAGCGUGUCUUUGUUCACGGCGCCAAAUAG